AUGAAAGAAGAAAAAAAUGUAAACCACACCACAACAGGCAAUCUCAGCACGACACCACCAACCAUGCCAUUAAUCUUAUUCACUGGGUACCCCAGUAGUGGGAAAACUACCAUGGCAAGAAGACUCGCCGACUUGCUACAACAAAAGAUAGAUUCCACUCCCGCAUUAACCUCCAAGAAAUUUUCCAUCAUUUACCAUUCUGAUGAAUCGCUCGGCAUCGAACAUAACGAUUACAUUACUUCGCAGGAUGAAAGAAAAUUAAGAUCCAAGAUCACCUCCGCUGUGAAGAGAGAUCUAUCGAAAUCAAAUAUAGUCAUCGUAGACUCAUUGAAUUAUAUCAAGGGGUUCCGCUAUCAAUUACAUUGUGAAGUGAAAAAUUUAUCAACAACUUUCUGUCUCAUUCAAAUAAUGUGUCCCUAUGAAACCAUCCAAAAAUGGAAUAAGACCUGGGACCCCGUACUAUUGAAACAACUUAUUCAAAGAUAUGAAGAACCAAAUCCACAAAAUAGAUGGGAUGCUCCAUUGUUCCCCAUCCUGGCAACAACAGAUUCCAUCGAUGAUCAUUUCAAUGAUAUUUGUAACGCCAUCUUCAAGACUUCAACAAAUUCAAACGGGAAUAAGAAUAUUGACCCGCUGGGGAAUUCACUUAAUAAACCAAAUUCUGUCACCAUCUUGAAACCUGCAUCAAAGGCAAAUUUUAUUCAAAUAUUGGAUUCAGAAACUGCUAAAGUGAUCAAGAUUAUAAUGAACCACUUGAAACAAAUGGAUUCCAUGGGUUCUUCCCUCUCUGCCGGCAAUACAAGAAUAAUAGUCUCUGAGGGAAUCACCGAUAUUAAUGAUGAAAGAUGCGUUUAUGUCGAUUUACCAAUGUCAAACGUUAAUUUGGCUAAAUUACAAAGGUUUAAGAGACAAUUCGUAGCAUUGAAUAAAUUAAGAGAUAUGGAUCAAGAUAGAAUUGUACCAUUAUUUGCCGACUAUCUAAAUAGAUAUUUAAAUGAAUAG
Messenger RNA from Naumovozyma castellii, 1002 nucleotides. It is a transcript of the gene KTI12, whose product is annotated as Kti12p. Lineage: Eukaryota; Fungi; Ascomycota; Saccharomycetes; Saccharomycetales; Saccharomycetaceae. The record is from RefSeq and is a predicted model, not a curated record. The coding region runs from base 1 to 1002 and encodes 333 amino acids. The transcript has a single exon.